UUAAGGAGGAAGACUUGGCUGACUUGCACAGGUCGGACUUAUUCGUGCCUGCUUAAUAUUCUAGGAAGCCCCUCUCCUCCUUCCUUCCUUCCUUCCUUCCUCCGUGCUUGGGCUUUGCUUAAAGUUCGAACCAUUCUCUCUCUUCUACUUCUGUUCAUGUCCAUUUGCUUCAAUCUCCAACCGUGAUGAUGAUAUUCACAGUUGCAAGUGCGUUGGUGUAUGUGAAGAAGAGGAGCAUUUAUGAAUUCAUUCCAGAGAGUGUGAAGAAGGUGUGGACUGAAUGGGAGCUGCGAGGGCUGAUUCUACUCAGCCUCACCUUGCAGAUACUACUGAUACUGCUAGGCAAACGCCGAAAGUAUAUCGCCAGGACUUGGAUCAGAUUCACCCUCUGGUCUGCCUACUUAACCGCUGAUUGGGUGGCAACCGUCGCGCUCGGUGUUAUCUCCUCCAUUGCCAGCCGCCACAACGACAACAGCAAUUACUUCAAUACUCAUCCUGACUGCCGCCGCUGCAAUAAUGCUUCAAAUCCAGCAGCAGUUGACAGAGAGCUGAUGUCCUUCUGGGCACCCUUUCUUCUCCUCCACCUCGGCGGUCCCGACACCAUCACCGCCUACUCCAUGGAGGAUAACGAGCUCUGGUUGAGGCACUUGCUCGGACUGGCGGUUCAGACCGGAGUCGCAGUUUACAUCUUCCUCACGUCCUUGCCCGGAGAUUCAUGGCUUCCGUUAAUGAGCUUACCUAUGUUUGUGGCCGGUCUAAUUAAGUACGGAGAACGGACUUGGGCACUGAGGGCGGCAAACACCGAGAGACUCCGAGAAUCGCUGCUCACUCACCCGGAUCCCGGCCCCAAUUAUGCAAAAUUCAUGGAGGAAUUCACUCUGAAGAAAGCUGAGGGGUUCCAUGUGAAAGCAGCUGAGGUUAUGGAAGAAGCCACUCAUCAUUCCCCCAGUACUAAUACAGGCCGUGAAUCAGUAGUGGUGCUCAAAGCAUAUGAUCUGUUCCAGACAUUUAGACGCCUCUUCGUAGAUCUCAUUCUCAGCUUUCAGGACAGAGACAGCAGCUUAUCUUUCUUCCUCGAAAGCAAUUGGAAAACUGCUUUCAAUGUGAUUGAGGUCGAGCUUGGAUUCGCCUUCGAUGUUUUUUACACCAAGGCAGCUGUGGUUUACACUCCCCGAGGUGGCCUGCUUCGCUUGACAAGUUUCUCUUCCACUUUUGUUGUGUUGGUUGCGUUUGUCUUCCUAUGCAACACGCACAAGGACCGUUACCACCUGAUCGAUCUCAUUAUCACUUUCCUACUGCUGGUUGUGGCAAUUCUUCUGGAAAUGUAUGCUGUCUUUGUUAUGAUCCGCUCGAAUUGGACAGAUCAUUGGCUGAGUAAAAACAAGAGAACUCGGGACUUUCUCUGGCUGCCUUGUCUGCAAAAACCCGAGAAACAGUGGUGGUCUAAUUCCAUGGCACAGUACAAUUUACUAAGCGUUUGCCUCCGGGAUAAGCCAGCAAUGUGCCCCAAGAUCCAAAGGCUACUUCGGAUUGAUGAAUUUCGAGAGAAACACCGGUACAAGACCUAUAACGAUGUGUCCCCGAAGCUGAAAGAACUUAUCUUCAAUCAUUUUAAGAAGUUUAUGAGAAAAGAGGAUCCGUCGGCUUUAUGUAAACACAGAGGUAGUUUUGUUCUCAAGGAAUACGAGGAUUGUACCGAAAUUGAGUGGAGUACCAAGGUAGAUUUCGACGAAAGCAUCCUUAUCUGGCACAUUGCUACGGAUUUGUGCUAUUACAGGGAAAUGGAGGAUGGUCAUGGUGGUGGUGGCGAAGACAAUACAGAAAGUAAUAAAGAGGAGAGCAUACAAAUUUCUGACUACAUGUUAUACCUACUGGUAAUGUGUCCAGCUUUGUUACCAAUAGGAAUUGGGAUGAUCAGGUUUCAAGACACUUGUGCCGAAGCCAGGGAAUUCUUUGAAGAAAGAAGUCACAUAUCUAUAAUUGGUAAUGAAUUAGAAUUUAAAGCCAAUGCUUGCAAGAAGUUGCUUUAUGUGAACACUGAAGUAUUGCCGAUUAAAGUGAAGGGGGACAGGAGCAAAUCUGUGUUGUUCGAUGCAUGCAGGCUUGCAAAGUCUUUGCGAGACAAAAAGGGGGGGAAAUGGGAAAUUGUGAGUCAUGUUUGGGUGGAGAUGCUAGCUUAUGCUGCUACUCGCUGCAGGGGGCGUCAACAUGCUCAGCAGCUCCGAAAAGGAGGAGAACUUCUCACUCACGUCUGGCUUCUCAUGGCACAUAUGGGUAUCACUGAACAGUUCCAAAUAAAAGGCCAUGCCAGAGCCAAGUUGAUUGUGAAGUAGGAACCAUGGCACAUUAUAUAGUAGUGUAGGUUACAUUAAGUAUGAAUGUAAUUCACACAUAUUUUAAAUUA
Camellia sinensis is the source of this 2404-nucleotide messenger RNA. RefSeq lists its product as uncharacterized. Lineage: Eukaryota; Viridiplantae; Streptophyta; Magnoliopsida; Ericales; Theaceae. The record is from RefSeq and is a predicted model, not a curated record.